This is a messenger RNA of Hevea brasiliensis (rubber tree), 3144 nucleotides long. Its product is annotated as MDIS1-interacting receptor like kinase 2. NCBI's taxonomy places the organism in Eukaryota, Viridiplantae, Streptophyta, Magnoliopsida, Malpighiales, Euphorbiaceae. The transcript has 2 exons. Gene Ontology annotation, cellular component: plasma membrane. Gene Ontology annotation, biological process: protein phosphorylation; hormone-mediated signaling pathway. Bases 169 to 3051 code for a protein of 960 amino acids. The record is from RefSeq and is a predicted model, not a curated record. Gene Ontology annotation, molecular function: ATP binding; protein binding; protein kinase activity.
AGCAAUUGUCUUGGAAGAAACAAAUGCCAAAUAUUUUACACUUUCAACUCAUAUUGAAGCAACCAAACUAUACUCAUCAAAUCUUGCAUUUCAUAUGUAAAUUUUAAUCUAGGUCAAUCCCACUUUCCAGGAUAAUAUUAAUUCUUGUUCUUGCUUUGAUUUUUCUGUAUGAGGACCAUGUUGUUCAAGGUUUUCUCAUUUCUUAUUCUUCUUCUGAUGAUGAUGAUGAUGAUGUUGAUUCUUUCUUGUUCUGCUUCUGUUUCAAGUGCACAAGAAUUUGAAAUGGAAGCAUUACUCAAAUGGAAAAGAAGCCUCAGUGACCAAUCUCAAUCUGUCCUCUCUUCUUGGAAUUUUGAUCCUAGAAAUACCAGCAGCUCUGCUAUAAGUCCGUGCUCUUGGCUUGGUAUCAGCUGCAAUGAUGCUGGAAGUAUUGCCCGGAUAAAUCUGACUUAUGUCGAAUUAGAAGGUACGCUUGAUGAGUUUGACUUCUCAGCCUUGUCUAAUCUAUCUUCUCUUGAUCUCCAUUACAAUGCACUCACUGGAAAAAUCCCUCCUGAAAUCAGUAACCUAUCCAAACUCACCAUUCUCAAUCUGGGUUACAAUCAAUUCCACGGAUACAUUCCCAAGGAAAUAGGAAACAUGAUAGAACUCAAUGUCUUGAGCUUCUCUAACAACCUUCUUUCAGGGUCUGUUCCUGCUGGUAUUGGGAAUUUGACCAAUCUUUCUGUACUGAAACUUGCCAACAAUUACCUGUCAGGAUCAAUUCCACCACAACUUGGAAAGUUGAGAUCUCUUAUUGAGCUUCGCCUUAAUUUAAACAACUUUACUAGCUCAAUCCCCUCCUCCAUAGGUGAUCUGACAAGCCUAAAGGUUUUGUCACUCUAUGGGAAUCAGCUUUCAGGUCCAUUGCCUCAAGAGAUCAAUAAACUUACCAAUUUGACUUUAAUAUUCUUGUCAAACAAUAGCAUUUCUGGCUUGUUGCCAGAGAACAUUUGUCAUGGUGGUAUACUAGAAGACUUCUGUGCUAGUAAUAACCUAUUUACAGGUACUGUUCCUAAAGGCUUGAAAAACUGCACAACCUUAACUAGACUUCGACUGGACAGGAAUAAUCUUACUGGUAAUAUAUCUGAAGAUUUUGGUGUAUAUCCGAAGCUUGAUUAUGUAGAUUUGAGCUACAACAAUUUUGUUGGGGAGGUAUCACCAAAUUGGGGAAAGUGCCGACUUCUAACAAGCCUAAAAAUCUCCAACAACUAUGUCACUGGGGUGAUACCAUCAGAGCUUGCAGAUGCAUCACUUCUGCAUUUUAUAGACCUUUCUUCAAAUAAUCUUGAAGGAAUUAUUCCAAAUGAGUUGGGGAAGUUGAAGUCAUUGUUCAAUCUGACAUUGAGCAAUAACAAUCUUCAUGGCAGUAUUCCUCCAGAGCUUGGAAUGUUGCCCGAUCUUGCCUAUAUUGAUCUAGCAGCAAACAAUCUAAGUGGCAUGAUACCCAAACAACUUGGCGAUUGCUCGAAAAUGUUGUACCUGAAGUUAAGCAACAAUGAUUUUAGUGAAGGAAUUCCUGUUGAACUUGGAAAUUUGGUGUCCCUGCAAGUUGAGCUAGAUCUUAGUAGAAACUCACUUUCUGGUGAAAUUCCAUGGCAACUUGGGAACUUGGUCAAACUGGAAAUUUUGAAUCUUUCUCACAAUAACUUCACUGGUUCCAUUCCUUCCACAUUCGACCAAAUGCAGAGUCUGAGACUGGUUGAUCUAUCCUACAAUGGGUUGGAGGGUCCAAUUCCAGAUAACAAAGCCUUUCGAGAAGCACCAUCAGAAGCAUUUACCCAUAACAAAGGCUUGUGCGGCAACUACACAGGCUUGAAGAUUUGUCCUCCUCCUUUUAACAAUGGGAAAGGAGGGUCCAAUUCACUAGUUCUAAUUCUUGUUCCUCUUUCUGCAGCAUCAUUCAUCUGGGUUAUUUUUAUUGGUGUGUUCUGUAUCCUGAAGACAAAAAGAAGGAACAAAAUAAGCAACAAGCUUGUCGAUUCACAGCAUCAGAAUUUGUUUAAAGUCUGGAGCUAUGAUGGAAAGUUAGUCUAUGCAGAUAUUAAAGUAGCAACUGAAGGUUUCAAUUCCAAGUACUGCAUUGGAGUUGGAGGACAUGGAAGUGUCUAUAAAGCAAAGCUGUCAACAGGUCAGGUUGUAGCAGUAAAGAAGCUUCACCAAAUUCAUUAUUCCAAGCUGGAAGAUCAAAAGACUUUCGAGAGUGAGAUUCAGGCAUUGAGUAAAAUUCGACACAGAAACAUUGUGAAGCUUCAUGGUUUUUGCUUGCAGGCACGACAAUCAUUUCUGGUUUAUGAGUACUUGGAGAGGGGAAGCUUAGCUAAAAUCCUGGGCAAAGAUGAACAGGCAAAAGAGUUGGAUUGGACUAGAAGAAUUAAUGUUGUUAAAGGGAUUGUGAAUGCUCUCUUUUACAUGCAUCAUGACUGCACCCCACCUAUAGUUCAUCGGGACAUAUCAAGCAAUAACAUACUGGUGGAUGGGAAUUAUGAAGCUCGGGUUUCAGAUUUUGGCACUGCAAGACUCAUGAAGAACGAUUCAUCCAACUGGACAGGUCUAGCAGGCACAUAUGGAUACAUUGCACCAGAGCUUGCAUACACAAUGAAGGUAACUGAGAAGUGUGAUGUCUAUAGUUUCGGAGUGGUGACACUUGAAAUAAUCAUGGGGCAUUAUCCUGGUGAACUAAUAUGCUCACCUCCAUCAUUUUCAUCAACUUCAUCAUCAUCAUCUUCAUCAAUAGCAUUGUCUUUGUCAGGAUUGAAUGCUCUUACUAACAUGAAGUUGAAAGAUGUAUUGGACCAGCGCCUGCAGACUCCUGAUCCUGAGUUGGCUGAUGAAAUUGUCACCAUCAUCAAACUAGCAUUCUCGUGCAUUAAUGCCAAUCCAAAAUUUAGGCCAACAAUGCAGCAGGUUUCUCAAGAGUUAUGCACAAGAAGGCUUCCUCUCCCUCAGGGAUUGCACACACUUGCAUUGAAACAAGUUUUGGAUCUUGACAUCCAAGUUGUGGAAGACUAAUUGUUCACAUAUGUGUAAUAAAUGAGUUUUGACUCAAUAAUACUAUAUAAUUGGUUGUUUUCGGAUUAUUCAUUAUUUUAUUUUAUUUUUUUU